CAUUGAACGAUUCUGUUGCUUACGAACAUAAGGACGUUUUUAUAAUUUCUCCAAUAGAUUAUAUAUCUGGUGUUCAGCCUUCUCCAGUCUCUCACACGCAGGAACUUAUUCAUGGUUAUAAAAACACAGAUGUAAAGGUUUCGGGAAUAAUUCAAGAAUUUGAUUUGCUUAUUGGACCCGUUAUCACUGACUAUCAAAUGUCGCGAACAACGUGGGCUACUUGUUCAACGAUGAUUUGUAUCGUUAUUUGUGUUAUAAUGGUCCUCUUAAGAAACAUAUGGUUGAUCUCUUUUAACGGGGCCACUCAAACUUUACACGCUGUUGUAAAAAGUUGGUUUAUUCAAGCUUUAAUUAAUAUUUGUUCUCAUGUCUCGAUUUCUUUAUUACAUAUGACUGCUUAUAUUAGUUAUCGGAAUAGCCAUCUUACCUCGUCCAUUUUAAUUGCGGGUGUUACAAGUAGUUUAUUAUUCACUGACAAAUUUGUGAUCCAUACCAAAACAUACAAUUCUUUUAAGAAAGUUUUGAUCUGGCUGUUACCUAUAAUUCUUAUUUCACUUUUUGCUUUUUUUGGCAAGCAAAUUUACGUUGAAGAGUACAUGUCAAUUCCUAUAGAUCAUGAGUUUGUCCCUUCUAUUAUGCUUCCGGAGGAAGAAUUUGCUUAUGAUGAAAUUUGCUCAUUUUCAUGGUGUUUUAUUUAUUAG
This is a messenger RNA of Scutellospora calospora, 701 nucleotides long. NCBI's taxonomy places the organism in Eukaryota, Fungi, Glomeromycota, Glomeromycetes, Diversisporales, Gigasporaceae. The record is from the annotation of a GenBank genome assembly.